Messenger RNA from Cuscuta epithymum, 1666 nucleotides. The record is from the annotation of a GenBank genome assembly. NCBI's taxonomy places the organism in Eukaryota, Viridiplantae, Streptophyta, Magnoliopsida, Solanales, Convolvulaceae.
GUUACGCUGGAUCCGUCUAGCUGCAGAGUACUCUCCGUGUAAUCAUCCCCAGGUACACGGCGCACAGGAAAUUCCGUGGGCAUCACUACCGGCGUGUUGUGAUCGGAAUAUCUCACGAUCGUUGACUUCCCGUCGUUGAACCAGCCAAUCACGUUCACUAUUAUUUCGAAUCCACAAGCUAAGCAAAGGCUGGAUCCUCACCCCUCCUAUCAGCUCCGCGCAGGCGUAGUCUAUGUCUCUCUGCUUUUUCCUGAAGGAUUCUUCAGUGGAUCCCUUCUUCUCCGGUUGCUCUCCUUUAAAGAACAAAUUUUUAAAUGCAAUUUUUUUUUCUUUCAAUGUUAAUGGUAUCUGCUGGUUUCGCUUGCUGUAUUAUGAAGCAUUGGCUUUUGACCAUAUUUCUGGAUGCUUGUUUCCAAAUAUGAUCAGGGCAUGUAGAAUAUAAAGCAGUGGCUCCGUGUCAUGAAAACGACAAAUUCUUUUCCAAACUGGGGAAUUAGUGAUCCUGGGAGUCAUAUUACUGCCCCUAGGAUAUCUAGCAUGAACAAAGGAAGUCCACAAAGAGUGGAUUUCGAGAUUGAUGGUGAUUUGAAUGGUGAGGUGCUGGUGGGAAGCUCUGCUAUAGAUGUUGAAAAUUCAAUUGUAGCAUUUCAGGAGCAACCUGAUGCUAAAAGCAACAAUGACCUUCCUGGAAGGGAUGUAAUAGUUUCAAUAGAAGAAGAAAAUGAAGAAGGACAAGAGGCAGAUACUACUGUGAGUAAUAAUUCAGUUGCAGAUGAGCCUUAUGUGGGUCAAGAGUUUGAAUCGGAAGCAGCUGCACAUGCUUUUUACAAUGCGUACGCAACUAGAGUGGGUUUCAUUAUUCGUGUCAGCAAGCUCUCUCGGUCUAGAAAAGAUGGUUCUGCCAUUGGUCGAGCACUUGUUUGCAACAAAGAGGGCUUCAGGAUGGCGGAUAGGCGGGAAAAGGUUGUGAGGCAAAGAGCAGAAACAAGGGUUGGGUGCAGGGCUAUGAUUUUAGUUAGAAAAGAUAUCUCUGGCAAAUGGCUUGUGACCAAAUUUGUGAAGGAACACACUCAUUCUUUAGCUCCUGGCAAAGGUCGUAGAGAGUCAAUCUAUGACCAAUUUCCGAAUGAACAUGAUAAAAUCAGGGAACUUUCUCAACAACUGGCAGCCGAAAAGAAGCGGUCAGCAACUUACAAAAGACACCUAGAAAUGUUAUUUGAGCAUAUUGAGGAGCACAACCAAUCCCUAUCAAAGAGAAUUCAAGAUAUCGUGGCCAAUGUAAGGGAGGUGGAGAGUAGAGACCAGCAGGAUCAUAGAUAGCUAGGCAUUAUCCUGCCAACACUUGUUUGGUUGUCCGAAUAGGGAAAGAAGUGAUCUCAAGAAUGCUCUUCAGGUGAAGCAAACAUCACAACUGUAGUGUCUUUUUGGUAUAAACUGUUUUUUUAUAUAUUUAUUCGGUAUAUGAUUUAGAAAGAGAAUCAAAUGCUAAGCUCCUGUAAUGUCCCAUUCUGUUUCAUCAUGUAUGUAAAAGAAAUCCGUGUAGUGUAGCAAUCAAAUUUCAUAGAAACAGGCUACCGAUAUUUAAUGAAAUUUGGAUCUCUAAUGAGAAUGGAAUCUUUAAUCUCUCACAUAAAUUUUUAUAUUUGAUGCCCUUGAUGUUAAACCA